This is a messenger RNA of Parnassius apollo (apollo), 867 nucleotides long. The record is from the annotation of a GenBank genome assembly. NCBI's taxonomy places the organism in Eukaryota, Metazoa, Arthropoda, Insecta, Lepidoptera, Papilionidae.
AUGUAUCCCGGACCCUUACAUGGCUUUAAUGACAAAACCGCGAAGGUUGUCUUACAGCUCAUGGAGGGGUACCUGGAUACAGGGCAUGUUCUCGUUAUGGACAAUUGGUAUAACCAAUUGCUCUUAACGAGAUAUCUUAAAAGCCGGUGUACAGAUGUAUUGGGCACGAUAAGCCGCCGGCGAAAGGGGAUACCACAUGCUAUAAAGUAUUUGAACCCGAAGCAGCUGGAGCGUGGGGUGUCUGUAGGUAGACAUUGCGGUGACAUCGCGUUGGUGGCGUGGAAAGACGUCAAACUUGUCACCGUUUUGUCUACCUACCACCAACAUGAGAUGGUACCGGGAAGACGUGCUGGACAGGUGGUCCUGAAGCCAACAGUGGUUCAGGAGUACAACCGAUACAUGGGAGGCGUAGACUUGAAAGAUCAAAAGUUGUCUAUGUUCUUGUUAGAACGGAAAAGAAACCGGAAAUGGUACAUGAAAGUGUUUAAAAUGCUGUUAAACACCAGUCUUUUAAACGCUUUCAUUAUUUAUUUGCGGAACCCCAUGUAUCGCAUGUAUUCUCACCGCCAGUUUAGGCUGAAGGUCGCCGAAGGGCUAUUGAGCCGAUACCCACGCGUUUCCUCGGUGCCACCCAGAGUACCGAAUCAACUGCAACGGCUUGUUCUUCGUUUGGAACCGGGGAAUCACUUCCCUAUUUAUACGGAAGCUGAUUCGAGGCCGGGAAAAAAGAAUCGCAAGCAAUUGCGUUGUGUUCGGUGCACUGCUCUAAAAAAACGGGUUGUGGUCAUAGUUAUGUGCAAAUUGUGCCAAGUCCCGUUAUGUUUAGGGAAAUGUUGGGAGGACUACCACACCGUGGAAAAUUUGUAA